Molecule: messenger RNA, 1261 nt
Organism: Vitrella brassicaformis
Lineage: Eukaryota; Vitrellaceae
Source: the annotation of a GenBank genome assembly
GUGGUGCGUUACACAUGCAUACCAUACCUGAGCAGCAACUUCUGUACAACCAAUCAAUCAAUCAGUACACACACAGAGAAGCGAAGGGAGACGCACGCGCAAAACCAGUGCCGUGGCGGGUCGGAGCGAUGGUAAGGCAAGCAGACAGGCAGGCAGGCAGGCAGGCAAAGACAAAGGAGAGAGGAGAAGAAGAGCGUUAGCUAGGGUAGGUGGGUAGGUACUGACCGAGCGACCGACUCGCUGUGAGCGCCAUGUCUGUCUCCGCUCACAGGAGGGGCGUGCCGGCGGGAAUCACCACGAAUCGCAGCCAGAAGCAACCCACACCAGCCAGCACACCUGAGGGAACAACAAGAAGAAAGAACACCACACAACCACCACACGCAAUACACACCCGUGUUCGCUGAUCUUCGGUGAUGCUGUCGUGCGUACCGAUGGUGCAUCCGACGAUGCACUGGUUACGAGUGUGAUCCUCCAGGUGGUAUCGCGCUGACACAACCACAAGCCACAGCCCACAGCCAAACACAUGACUCCAAACCGCUGAGACCAUUUACUCUCUCUCUCCGCCCUGCUCAGCUCACUCACCCCAGGGCAUGGGCGCCAGCAGUGAGAGUGCCGCGACCGCGUGGACGAUGCGCGGCAGUGUGUGGUAUGCGAAUCCGAAUGAGAGUUCGAGGAGGAUCCAUGUCAUGACGCAGUACGAGGUCAGGCAGUGGCUGGAUGGCAUGCCGUACGACCGCACGGCCGACUUGGCGGGGCGCGCCUGCUUGAACAGACGCUUCAGCACCGCCUCGGCGAACACACUCAGCAGCAACUUCUGACACUGCACACACAACACACCCAACACACAGUCAGUCAACACACAGAUGUCUUUCCUCCCUGCACAUGCGUCUCUGGCGGACCCACCAGGCAAUAGAAUGGGAAGAAUUGCCCGCCGAGAGCGAACCAGAAGAAGAAGAGCACUGUGAUGGCGUAGGGGACGAACGAGUAGAGGACGGCGAGGGUCUCGGUGGGCGUGAGGGGUGGGCGGAUGGACACCGAGAGGAAGCUGUAGGCGAGGGUGUCGGGGGUGCCCUCCUCGAUGUCCUUGCCAACCACACUGUACAGGUGGAACGGCGUCGGAGACACCAGCCGAGACCACACCGUCGGCGACUCCUCACCGCCCACACACAUCUUCUUGGGCUGCGCCAGCGACAUCAUCCUCUAGAGCCACUCGUGGAACGUUGAUGGAUGCACAGCCUUUUCCUUCGGUUCUUUCGUUCAG